This is a messenger RNA of Esox lucius (northern pike), 730 nucleotides long. RefSeq names its product tetraspanin-8-like. Lineage: Eukaryota; Metazoa; Chordata; Actinopteri; Esociformes; Esocidae. The coding region runs from base 44 to 727 and encodes 227 amino acids. The transcript has a single exon. Gene Ontology annotation, cellular component: membrane. The record is from RefSeq and is a predicted model, not a curated record.
CUCGAUCUGUCAAUGCACAUCAUACCUGUCGGAAGGUAACAAGAUGGCUGUGGACAAGUGUAUAAAGUACCUUCUCUUUUUCUUCAACCUACUGUUCUGCAUCAGUGGAUGUUUCAUUCUCGGCAUCUCCAUCUACCUGAAGGUGAGCAGUAAAACCUGGUUCAUGGGGGUUGUACCCGGCGUGGACCUUCUGAUCGCUGCCAGUGUCAUCAUCAUGGUUCUUGGCUUCCUGGGCUGCUGUGGGGCCAUCAGGGAAAACCGCAUCAUUCUCAUGCUGUUCUUCAUCCUGCUGCUGCUAAUCUUCAUCCUCCUGUUGAUAGCUGCAAUCCUGGGAGCCGUCGGAGUGAAUAAGACUGAGGAGUCGAUGAAGGAGUGGAUUAAGGCAAACCUGCCACUGAGGAACCAGACGUCCAAAUUCCAGGCGGACAUGCAGAAACUUGAAGAGCAGGAAAAGUGCUGUGGAUUGAUCAAUGGACCUUCUGAUUGGGGUUCAGCAGUCCCCAAUUCUUGCCAAUGCGAUAACACAACUCAGGAGUGUCAACUUGCCAAUGGACAGCAAGCGUAUGCAAAGCCUUGUAUCAAGGUGUUGAUGAUUGAAAUGGUGAAACAGGCUCUUAUCAUCCUAGUGAUCGCAUUUGUCCUCGCAGUCUUGUUGAUCUUUGGAAUGGUCUUAUCCAUGACCCUUUAUUGCCAGACAGGGAAGAAUGAUGAUUAUAUUGCUCAUUGAAUA